GUGCGUGCGGCCGGUGGCUUUUCCCUGGCCGGAGGCGGUCCGCGGACGAGCUUCGCUGAACAUGGAGGCUCUGCUGAAGCGCGAGCUGGGCUGCGACCUCGUCAAGGCUACGGGUCACUCGGGGGGCGGGUGCAUUAGCCAGGGCCAGAGUUACGACACGGACAGAGGACGCGUGUUUGUGAAAGUGAACUCCAAGGCGGAGGCCAAAAGAAUGUUUGAAGGUGAGAUGGCAAGUUUAACUGCAAUCCUGAGAACAGACACCGUGAAAGUGCCCAAGCCCAUCAAGGUCCUUGACGCCCCAGGAGGCGGCAGCAUGCUCGUGAUGGAGCACUUGGACAUGCGGUAUUUGAGCAGCCAUGCUGCCAAGCUUGGAACCCAGCUCGCAGACCUACACCUAGACAACAAGAGGCUUGGGGAGACACUCCAGAAGGAGGCCGGCACUGUGGGGAAAGGAGGCGGGCAGGCGGAACGGCCCUUUGUGCACCAGUUUGGGUUUGACGUGGUGACGUGCUGUGGAUACCUCCCCCAGGUGAAUGACUGGCAGGAGGAUUGGGUCACCUUCUAUGCACGGCAGCGCAUUCAGCCCCAGAUGGACAUGGUGGAGAAGGGGUCUGGGGACAGGGAGGCCCGGGAGCUCUGGUCUGCUCUGCAGCUGAAGAUCCCUGACCUGUUUCGUGACCUGGACAUUGUCCCAGCCCUGCUCCAUGGAGACCUCUGGGGAGGAAACGUAGCAGAGGACUCCUCUGGGCCCAUCAUUUUUGAUCCGGCUUCUUUCUACGGCCACUCGGAAUACGAGCUGGCAAUAGCCGGCAUGUUUGGGGGCUUCAGCCGCUCCUUCUACUCUGCCUACCACAGCGCGAUCCCCAAGGCCCCAGGGUUUGAGGCACGCCUGCAGCUCUAUCAGCUCUUCCACUAUUUGAACCACUGGAAUCAUUUUGGGUCAGGGUAUAGAGGGUCCUCCCUGAAUAUCAUGAGGAAUCUCAUCAAAUGAGCUUCCCUGCUCUGGAGGGGGCCUCAGGCUCAGGUGCACCAGGUCCUAGCCAGACACCUGUGGCCAGCGCCUCCCAUCCCCCACAGUCCUGUCCAUCAGGGCUUGUUCCCCGAGUUGUCGUGCUAACUUUGUCCUCCUGAGGUUGUACAUUUCCUUAGACUGCAUAGCUGGAUAAAACCAGCUCUGUGUGGGUGGGCCCCGUCGUGUGGGCCCCGUUGAAACCCCUGCUGCCCAGAGGCUGAGCAGGGAAGCGGCCGGUACGCCAGGUGCUGCUGAGGACACAUUCCCCUGGUGGCUCCUCCCGUGUCAUCUCCAGGAGCAGCUCUGAUGUUCGGGAAGAUGCUUCUCGAUGGGUUAGAUGGGGGUGUAGACAUGAAACCAGUACUGAGGACAGCUUCUAAUGCCCAGUUUCAACUGAGCACAUUCCCUUUCUUUCUGUGCCUCCCUGUGCGUCCUGCCACAGGCCGACCAGUCUGGAAGCUGAUUCUGGGAGUGACCAAACUGCUAGUCUUGGGUAAAUUUAGGAGCCACCGAAUCCCUCCUGUUGGCACCCCAUCUUGCCUGCCGUUUUCCAAGCUUGUGAGUUAUUCCUUUUUAUAAAAAAUUGCUAAACCAGUGGCUUUCCCUUCCUCAUCUUAACAGUGAUGGGGAAUAUUCUUGAAUGGCAUUGAUGCUGAGAAAGUCUUUUGCAUAAACAUUUGAAUAAACUUUCAUUGAUUUCAAUGAUGUACAAGACUGUAUAUUUCCUUCAUUUGCAUCGUAAUUCAAUGUUUAUCUUAGGUGUUUGCCAAGAAACUCUGGCAGGGGCAGAGUUUGUGAUGUAUUGUGACAAUAAACAGGUACAACUGUUGUUUCUUAAAA
Zalophus californianus (California sea lion) is the source of this 1852-nucleotide messenger RNA. It is a transcript of the gene FN3KRP, whose product is annotated as fructosamine 3 kinase related protein. The record is from RefSeq and is a predicted model, not a curated record. The coding region runs from base 62 to 991 and encodes 309 amino acids. NCBI's taxonomy places the organism in Eukaryota, Metazoa, Chordata, Mammalia, Carnivora, Otariidae. The transcript has 6 exons.